GAAAGAGGAAGAGCAGGAGGAAAUCAUCCAGGUUCCAGUCACUGGUGUCCAGUUGAAGAGUGAAGAUGAAUGUCAAACUGAUGAGAGGGAGAGGCGAGGGGCGGAGCCUCCAAGCAGGAACAGCUCAAGUGAUGGAGACCUUUGUGAAAGAUCACAAACAGACCGUCAUGAUGAUGAUGAACAACCGGAAGACGAUAUGACAUGUCACACUUCCAAAAAAUGCUGGAAAUGUUCUCGCUGUCGGAAAGCUUUUACUUCCAUGAGAAAUUUCAACCAACACAUGAAAAUACACACAGGAGAGAAGCCUUUUGGAUGCUCAGUUUGUGGUCAAAGAUUCACUCAGAAAGGACACUUAAAUGUACACACCAGAACCCAUACUGGUGAGAAAGAUUUUUCUUGCCCAGUUUGUGGUGAAAGAUUCACUCGGAAGGGAGAUUUUAAAAUACACACAAGAAUACACACUGGUGAGAAACCUUUUUCCUGCUCAGUUUGUAGUCAAAGAUUCACUCAGAAAGGAGGUUUGAAAGAUCACACAAGAAUACACACUGGUGAGAAACCUUUUUCUUGCCCAGUUUGUGGUGAAAGAUUCACUCGGAAGGGAGAUUUUAAAAUACACACAAGAAUACACACUGGUGAGAAACCUUUUUCCUGCUCAGUUUGUAGUCAAAGAUUCACUCAGAAAGGAGGUUUGAAAGAUCACACAAGAAUACACACUGGUGAGAAACCUUUUUCCUGCGAAGUUUGUGGUCAAAGAUUCACUCGGAAGGGAGAUUUAAAAAUACACACAAGAAUACACACUGCUGAGAAACCUUUUUCCUGCUCAGUUUGUGGUCAAAGAUUCACUCAAAAGGGCGAUAUGAAAAUACACACAAGAACGCACACUGGUGAGAAACCAUUUUCCUGCUCCGUAUGUGAGCAAAGAUUCACUCACAAGGGAGCUUUGAAGACACACACAAGAACACACACUGGUGAAAAACCUUUUUUCUGCUUAGUUUGUGGUCAAAGAUUCACUCGGAAGGGGAAUUUAAAAAUACACACAAGAAUACACACUGGUGAGAAACCUUUUUCCUGUUCAGUUUGUGGUCAAAGAUUCACUCGGAAAGGAGAUAUAAAAAUACACACAAGAAUGCACACUGGUGACAAACCGUUUUCGUGCUCAGUUUGUGGUCAAAAAUUCUCUCAGAAGGAACUCUUAAAAAGACACACUAGAACACACAAUGGUGAGAAACCUUUUUCGUGCUUUGUUUGUGGUCAAAGAUUCACUCAGAAGGAACACUUAAAAAGACACACAAGAACACACACUGGUGAGAAACCUUUUUCCUGCUAUGUUUGUGGUCAAACAUUCUCUAGGAAGGACAGCUUAAAAAUACACACAAAAACUCACAUUGGUGACAAACCAUUUUCCUGCUCGGUAUGUGAUCAAAGAUUCACUCGGAAGGGAUAUUUAGAAAUACACGCAAGAAUGCACACUGGUGAAAAAUCUUUUUCCUGCUCAGAUUGAGGUCAACGAAUCUCUUCUUAGUAGCCCUGUGUUUUUUUGCGAUUUAUGGGGACCAGAACCCACCGUUUAAUGUGGAAAAACUCAGAAGUAGACCCCCCCACCCUUACACACACACAGGCAUUCACCCCCCCCCCAUGUGUAUCUUGGUACCAGAAUGAAUAAAAUAUCUAAAUUGGAUUUAUACUUGACGCAGUGGAGGCUCAGAUUACAACAGGACACGUAUUUCUUGGAGUCCUUAAUUUUAAAGCUUUUGUUAAUUUUUCCUGCAGCAGUCGCCUGACUCUGGUGUAUCUCUCACUCUCUCUCUCUGUCUCACUCACUCACUCUCUCUCUCUCUCUCUCUCUUUCUCUCUCUCUCUCUCUCACUCUCACUCACACACUCACACACACACACACACACACACACACACACACACACACACACACACACACAUUGAAAUCUGCACCAAUCAUAACUCUCUCCGGGAUGCUCAGGACUACUUCGUCUAUUUCCUUCCAGAAUUUCUCUUUCAACUCAAGGUCACAUCCUACUUGUGGGGCAUAGCCGCUAACCACAUUAUACAUAACACCCUCAAUUUCAAAUUUUAGUCUCAUCACUCGAUCUGAUACUCUUUUCACCUCCAAGACAUUCUUAGCCAGCUCUUCCUUUAAAAUAACCCCUACUCCAUUUCUGUUCCCAUCUACCCCAUGGUAAAAUAAUUUCAACCCUGCUCCUAAACUUCUCGCCUUACUCCCUUUCCACUUGGUCUCUUGGAUGCACAAAGUGUAAAAUGAUUUACUUUAUUGACCGAGAACCAACUUUCUUGUAUUCUGUCUAGCACCUAUUAUUGUAUCUUCGACCCAUAACAAAGGUCUCUUGUCCGGAAACAGCGGUUGAUCAGAUUUGAUCUUAUCUGAUUCGUAUAAGCGAAAAUAUCAGGCUAAUCAUAAUAUUUUCAGGUUAUUGAGAUGUCUUGAGUAGAAAUGUCUGCCUAUGUUUUCGUAAUGACUGACAUUUUUGUGACACGAAGCCACAUUUCUUGGGCGGGCCUUGCAAGGAAGUGAUACUCUGCCGUGUUUGUCAUUUUUAGGAUGACGUCCUUUUCCAUCCCAAUCCAUAAAUUUGUUUUGUUGUUGUUGUUUUUCUUAGCACGAUAAAUUUGUGAAGGAACAUAAUUAGGGGGUACUAUUUAUUGUUCAUGUGUAACAAUAUAUGACAUCAAUGUAAGAUACAGUACCAACUUGAACAAAGUGGUGUUCAUAAACUUUUUAAUGGUGGUUUUUGUUGACGAAAAUGGGGCAUUCCAAAAACAAUUAGUUUUUCACCAAUUGCUCCAAAAUGUAUUUUUCAUUUUCCUGAUCAUGCAUGCAUUUGGCAAUUGAACUACUCAAAUGAGAAAGCCAAAUUAUUUAACGAAUGACUAGAGUUUGGAAAAUCGCAACUGUUUUUAGAUGUACUUGUUUUUCAACAUUUCUGAUUUUUAAAGGAAUGAGAAAGGUCUUCAUGGCUCACCCAUAAUGAUUACAAAUAAAAUGUAAAUGAAUAAUCAGUUCCUCAUCUGCAACUGUGUAUUUAUUUCCAAUUCCACUGUGGUAAAGUUAGUAUUUCUAAAUAAAAAUGAAUAAAUUACCCUGA
Messenger RNA from Syngnathoides biaculeatus (alligator pipefish), 3116 nucleotides. RefSeq names its product gastrula zinc finger protein XlCGF57.1-like. NCBI's taxonomy places the organism in Eukaryota, Metazoa, Chordata, Actinopteri, Syngnathiformes, Syngnathidae. Gene Ontology annotation, cellular component: nucleus. The transcript has a single exon. The record is from RefSeq and is a predicted model, not a curated record. Bases 197 to 1501 code for a protein of 434 amino acids.